Monodelphis domestica (gray short-tailed opossum) is the source of this 4172-nucleotide messenger RNA. RefSeq names its product anillin, actin binding protein (gene ANLN). Gene Ontology annotation, biological process: actomyosin contractile ring assembly; septin ring organization; mitotic cytokinesis. Gene Ontology annotation, cellular component: actomyosin contractile ring. The record is from RefSeq and is a predicted model, not a curated record. NCBI's taxonomy places the organism in Eukaryota, Metazoa, Chordata, Mammalia, Didelphimorphia, Didelphidae.
CGCGGCCCACAGACCUCAGAGCCGGACCCUCCGCCGCAGCCCCAGGCCCUCGGUCACUUUGUUCAUUGGCGGCGCGGAGCAGCGGAGUCUGCGGGCCUACAGCGGCGCCAGACGCGAUGGACCCGUUCACCGAGAAACUGCUCGAGAGAACGCGUGUCAGGCGAGAGAACCUGCAGAAAAAGAUGGCCGAGCGGCCGCGCGCAGCGGCCAGGGCCUCAGCCCAGACCAAGCGGCCUCGGGAGCCUCUGGCCGAAGCCAACCACCAGCUGCCGCCGCGGGAGGGAGAAGAAAGAGCUUGCACAAAGCCUUCCCCCUCGAAACGAGCUUGUUCGGACCCCCCAGAGGCGCCCCCUUCGAACCUGGAAAACCGGGUGCCGGCGGCGGCCUCCCCUCCUGCACGUUCUCCUCCACAAGCCCCUCCUGCGCCGGGGGCCGCUGCUGCCCCGGGGCAGCCCUGCUCCCCCGUGCGGGAGGCUGCCACGCCAGCCGCCGCCUCUGUUAAAAGCCGCAUGCAGAGACUCGCCCAGCAGCGGCGCGGCUGGGACACUGACGAUGGCGUCCCCGAGCAGCCCAGCCCGGCUCCCAGGCCGGCCGCGGAGCAGAGCGAGGCUCCCCCGGAGCCCGCCGCCGCCCCGAUAGGGAGACGGGGCCGCCUGGCCAACCUGGCUGCCACCAUUUGUUCCUGGGAAGAUGACCUCAGCCACCCGUCUGCCAAGGCCGGCCGUGGCCAGGAGCAGCCUGGCACCGCUUGUUUGUCCGCCGCACCAUCUGCUCCCGUCAAUAGCCGCUCUGUUGGCCAGAGAGCUCCCGGCUGCUCCCGCCCGGAGCCAGGGGCCCCGGCGGCCGGCUCGGCAGCCAGCUCGCAGGACGCCGGCUCCGGGAGUCCUCGGAAGGCUGCUGCUGCCCCGCUGAAGCCCUGCCUGGCCUCCGGGACGAGUCCUGCACGAGCAGAAAAGGCUGCCGGCCCGCUUCUGCCCACGGAGCGUGCCAGGCCGGGGCUCCAGGCAGGGCCAUCCCAAGCCGGGCCGCCUCGCCCCAGAGACCAGGCCGCCACCACCCCAGGGGGAGCCGGCAUCAAGCCCUUCUUGGACCGCUUUGGAGAAGGCCGCCAAGAGCUGAGCAGAGAGAGCCCUGCGGCGCCGACCCCGCCUCGAGCGCCCGUCGUCACCCCCCACACCAAGGCCAUCCAGGAGAGGCUGCUCCGGCACAACGCGGCGCCCUCGUCCGCCACCUUCAGCCAGCAGCUCAAGCAGGAACGCGAGAAGGAGCUCGCCAGCCUCCGGGGCCGCCUGGACAAGGGCAAUCUGUGGGCCACAGAGCGAGGGGAGAGCUCCAGGAGCAAGGCGGCGGCGGGCGCCCAGGAGGAACCGCAGCGUCAGCAGAAUGGCCUGCCCCGGACGUCCCCGGCCAGUCCCGAGAAGGAGCAGCCCCUGAAGUGUCCCGGCAUCGAGCCUGUGGGCGGUCCUGAGAGCGAGAUGAGCACGUCGAGUCCUCUGAGGAUAACGCUGUUCCUGGAAGAGGAGAGGUCCCGGGAAGCCCCUCCGGAGGCCGAGGCCAAGAAGCAGCCAGAGGAGGUGCGUGAGGGGGAGCAGAGCUCGGGCCACGGGGAGGACCUCGACAGCUCCAAAGUCAUCAGCGACAUCUUCAGUGGAGUCUUGGAGGGGAACGAAGAGGGCCUGGAGCCUCAGGAGAGCUGGGAAGAAGCCGGCAGCCCCGACGAUGCCCUGAACAUUUCGUCCAUGUCUUUGCUGACCCCGCUAGAAGAGACCGUGAACGCCAGAAGUCCCGAGGGGCUCGCUUCCUCGCCCAGUCUGGAAGUCAAAGAGAGCGGCGCGAGCGACGAAGGUCCCGAGGCCGGGAAGUUCCAGAGGACCCGGGUGCCCAGAGCCGAGUCCGAGGACAGCCUCGGCUCUGGGGAGCGGGACCUUCUCUACAGCAUCGACGCCUACCGCUCGCAGAGGCUCAGAGGGAUCGAGCGCCCCUCCAUAAAGCAGGUGAUCGUUCGCAGAGAAGACGUCUCCUCCAGGCUGGAAGGGAGCAGGGAGGCUCGGCCCUGCCACGUGGAUGUCAAGCAGAAGAUGCAGGAGCUGAACAACGAGGUCAAUCUGCAGCAGACGGUGAUUUAUCAGGCCAGCCAGGCUCUGAAUUGCUGCACGGACGGAGAGCACGGCAAGGGGUCCCUGGAAGAGGCGGAAGCCGAGCGGCUCCUCCUGAUCGCAACCGAGAAAAGGGCGGCUUUGAUUGAAGAACUGAAUAAGCUGAAGAGCGAGGGGCCCCGACGACAGCCCAGAGGCGGCCCCGACGCGGUGGCUCCCUCGAGGGGCUCCGUCGCCCUCUCCGAGUUCCGGCUGCCUCUGAAAGCCGACUUUGUCUGCGACGUGGCUCAGAGGGCAGAGUCGACGUAUUACUACUUAAUCAUGCUGAAGGCUGGAGCCGAGAACAUGGUGGCGACGCCUUUGGCGAGCACUGCCGACUCCCUCACCGGAGACGCGCUGACCUUCACGACCACGUUCACUCUGCAAGACGUGUCCAAUGACUUUGAAAUCAGUGUGGAAGUGUACAGCUUGGUCCAGAAGAGAGCGCUCCCGGGGCCCGAGAAGAAGAGGAAGGCGGCCAAGGCCAAGGCCAUCACUCCAAAGCGGCUGCUGACCUCCAUCACGGCUAAAAGCAGCCUGCAUUCAGCCAUGGCCAGCCCGGGGGGCUUCGGCGCCGUGCGCACCAGCAACUUCGUGCUCGUCGGCUCUCACAGCCUGUCACUGGCGUCCGUGGGAAGGACCCGAUUUGCUUUGGACAAGAUAAAUUAUGAUGUAAAGGAACGGGAGCUUCUGGGCUAUUUGUUCCAGGACAAGGUGCCUUUCCUGUGUCCCCUGGAAGGUCAUCUCCACUUAAAAAUAAAGUGCCAGGUGGACUCGUCGGUGGAAGAAAGGGGCUUUCUGACCAUCUUUGAGGACGUCAGUGGCUUCGGGGCUUGGCACAGGCGUUGGUGUGUUCUUUCUGGAAACUGCAUCUCGUACUGGACCUACCCGGACGACGAGAAGCGGAAGACCCCCCUCGGGAGGAUCAACUUGGCCAACUGUACCAGUCGUCAGAUAGAGCCGGCCAACCGAGAGUUCUGUGCCCGACGCAAUACAUUCGAACUCAUUACCGUCCGGCCACAGAGAGAAGACGACAAAGAAACUCUUGUUAGCCAGUGCCGAGACACGCUCUGUGUCACCAAGAACUGGCUCUCUGCGGACACCAAAGAGGAGCGCGAUCUGUGGAUGCAGAAACUCAACCAGGUCCUGGUGGACAUUCGCCUCUGGCAGCCGGAUGCCUGCUACAAGCCAGUGGGCAAGCCCUGAGGCGCUGCAGGAGGCCCCGGUGCCCCUCCCGGGUCCGGACUUGCUGUUGUGUCUCUGUCUGUCUGUGUAACUCCCUACUAACCUCCCUCGGACCCCAGCGCGCAGGGGAGCCGGCCUGGUGUCCAGGCCGCCGUGCGCCGUCUUCAGAGCUCUCCACUGGCCUCUCUGCGGCUCCCAAACACCGAGCGGGGCCCUGGGGGAAGGGGACGAGGACCCCCGGCCUUGGCGAGCCUCGCCUGGCCUCGGCGGCGCUCUCUGGCUCCAGCUUUUACUAAUGGAUUUCGGUCUUCUCCCGGUACUCCUCCUCCCCCCGGCUCCCCGCAGCGCCCCCGAGGGAGGAGGCCGGGGCACAGCAGGGGCCGCUCCCAGGCACUCACACAUCACUUUCAGAGCAGGCGGGCCGGCCGUAUUUCGGUGACGGCCUCGGCCCUCCCUGGGGCCCUGACCAGCGGGGUUUGGUGCAAGGAUUGUGGGGUUUUGCUAGUAAGUACAGAAUUUGUAUGAAGCUGCUACGGACUAACGCUUUACUUGCCAAAGGCCUGGCUUUCCUCUUUGUUUCUUGAAACAGCAGCGAAACCGGCGCUUCAAAUCGCUUGCCUGAGAAGCUUCCGGCACGCGUGCGGUUCUUAGCAGAACCCCGAGGACGCUGGGAGCGGGCCUUCCGCCGGGCACUUUCCCAAUUUAAAGCUGUUGGUUCUCAUCCUAAAACACUAAUUGCCGCCACUCUUCUCCUGUCACUCGAUAGGGUUUCUUUGGAAAUCUGGUUGUACUCCGACGUGUACCCUAAAAUAUAUAUUUUAUGUAUUUACCCAAAUAAAUGCUUGUACAUAG